Cottoperca gobio is the source of this 4395-nucleotide messenger RNA. It is a transcript of the gene dbn1, whose product is annotated as drebrin 1. The record is from RefSeq and is a predicted model, not a curated record. NCBI's taxonomy places the organism in Eukaryota, Metazoa, Chordata, Actinopteri, Perciformes, Bovichtidae. The transcript has 15 exons. Gene Ontology annotation, biological process: positive regulation of dendritic spine morphogenesis; regulation of actin filament polymerization; positive regulation of axon extension. Gene Ontology annotation, molecular function: actin filament binding. Bases 95 to 1924 code for a protein of 609 amino acids. Gene Ontology annotation, cellular component: lamellipodium; postsynaptic density; postsynaptic membrane.
CAGCAGACGGAGCCUCCUCCUCUCUGUCUCUCUGAAGUCUCAAUCCGUGCCUCUCUCCAUCAGCAGCGGUCUGGAUGCUUGCAGGGACAGAAACAUGGCUGUGAAUCUCGGCAAGAACAGACUGGACCUGCUGACCGCCUACCAGGACGUCAUUGACGAGACCUCGGACACCGACUGGGCCUUGUACGCAUAUGAGGAUGAAAGCGAUGAUUUGAUACUGGCAUCAUCAGGAGGAGGCGGUCUGGCAGAGAUCACACUGACCUUUGACAGCGCCCGGGUGAUGUACGGCUUCUGCAGCCUGAAGGAUCCCGCCGCUGCGCUGCCACGAUACAUCCUCAUCAACUGGGUCGGGGACGACGUGCCAGACGCCAGGAAGUGUGCCUGUGCCAGCCACGUCGCCACCAUCGCAAACUUCUUACAGGUCAGCCCCGACAUGGGGGUGGAGGUCACCAUCAAUGCCAGCAGUCUGGAAGACAUCGACGCGUCGGCCAUCGGGCAGCGGCUGACCAAUGGGACGGCGGUGGUGGCGAGUCCGGUCCUGAGCCGCCUGAGAACCCGAGAGGAGGAGCAUAAAGAUGUGGGCACAGUGUACGAGAAGACCAAUGCAGAGGUGGAGAUGAAGAAGAUCAAUCGAGAGGAGUUUUGGGAGCAGGCCAAGCGCGAGGAGGAGGUGAGGAAGGAGGAUGAGAAGAAGAGGGCAGCAGAGGAGCGGCAGCGCUUCGAUGAGGAGCGGAUGGAGCUGGAGAGGAAAGAGCAGGAGAGCCGAGAGCAGAGGUACCGCGAGAGGGAGAGGCAGAUCGAGGAGCACAGGAAGAAGUUGCUGGAGGAGGAAGAGGCCAAAGAGAGGUUGCAGAGCCAGAGCGCCAUAGCAGCAGAAGCGAGCCUCGACGACCUCAACCUGGACAAGAAGGAGACUGAGGUGGAGGAGGCGAAGGCCAUCAUCGCUCAGCGGUCAGGAAACCCUCGAGAGUUUUUCAAGCAGAAGGAGAGAGCCAUGACCAUCAGCGUCGACACCUCACCCGUCUCCGUCCACAGGACCGGCCGUUUGGACAGCCCGUUCUUGAGGCAGCAGCACAGUCCCAGCAGCCCCAGUCCGAGUCCCCUACCCCGGGGCACGUCGCCCCUCCGCACCCCGCCACACGCACGGACGCAGCCCACCGCUGCAGCCGGGGACAAUGACGACGAAGAAACAGAGAGCAACAUGGCCGCCGUGUCGCCCAUUCCUAAAAUAGUCACCACGUCCAUCAAAGAGGACUUCUGCAGGGAGGAGGAGGACGGCAGAGACGAGUGGGCGGAUUCGGUGCCAAAGCAUGACCAGAAACAGGCGGUCCAGGAUUCGACACCCACUAAGCCCGUGCAGAGUGUGGCCCCGCAGGCGCGCGACUCCUCCGGCUUCUCUGCGUGGGAGUCCGGGACAGACCGCCUGGUCAACCUGUGGGACAGCAACGCCGACGCUCCCCCCAACCCCUCCCAGAACUCCUCCAAUCUGGUGGACCUGAUGGGCGACGCUAAUGUCCCGCCCAGCGCCGCCGCCGCCACCAGCGCUAAGCCUCAGCCCCUCCUCAGCUUCGAUGACAUGAUGGAAGGGACCUUCUGCUCGGCCACCACCGCAGAGGACGACCCCACCAGUCUGGUGGACGUGACGAGCUCUGACCAGAUGACCCUCAGCUACCAGCAUGCACUGCAGCAUGCAUCCGCAGAGAAGAAGGAGGUUGACGGACAGUUGCUGAUGACCAAUGGGGAGACGCUGCUGAAAGAAGGGACUCAGGCAAGUGAGGGCUAUUUCAGCCAAUCACAGGAGGACGCAUUUGGCCAAUCAGAGCAGUCCUCGGCUAAACCUGCGCCUGUCUUUUAUAACAAGCCACCAGAGAUUGACAUUACGUGCUGGGACACGGACCCCGUGGUCGACGAUGACGAUGACUAAGCGGCCAAUCAGACACCACCACCGGACCAAGAGGAGGAGGAAGUGCGCUUCAUGAAGAAACUGAUUUUUUUUUUUCUAAAAAACAUAACACAAACAAACAAACAAAAAAAAAGUAAUAAUAAUAAUAAUAACAAAUCUUGCAUCAAAAUUACUUCUGUAUUAUCUUUUAGAGGAAAACAAAACAGUAGCCACCGGGGAAAAGAGACGGGGUUUGAGUUAUCGUUAAAGACGCUUUGAAGGCUCAGUUUCUGUGUUUGUUAUUUUAUUUAUUUGUUUUUUCUUCUUUGUUUGUGUAAAUGAUUUAUUACACAUUAACGUAGCGCACUGCUGCAUAUUAGAGACAAUGAAGCCCAGUGUGUGGCAGGCAGCCGACACACCUAGUCUGUAGUGCUUUAAUAACACCCUAUAAAACUAAUACAGUGGAUCAUUACAGCUGCCGUGUAUAUCUUCACUCUGUUUCUGUUACCUCUUUUUCACCUCUCUCCUUCCUUCUGCCUUCCUCCCAAAAAAAAUAUCCAGAAACAUUCACCUCUGCAAGUCAGUUAAUCUUGUAUUUAGCUCUCACUUUAUUGGAAAAAGGUGAAACAUUUUAUUUAUUCUGGUGUAUCUGAACUUCUUUCACUAACAGCUAAAGGGACUCUGAAGAAAUCAAAUAUAUUUUCAAGAUGAAAUUCCUGAAACAAGUCAAAUUGUGGCUCCGUUUUGACCUUUUUCCUGCUUUUUUUUGUAUGAUUUUAAGACUGAAUUCAAGAUUAAAUGGCUUGUAAAUCUGGUUGCUUUUUUCAGUGCACUUUUAUUUCUUCUUCUUCGUCUUCUUCCUCCUUGUGGAGGAACUGCAGCUUCUCAAUCAGCCCUCCCCUUUGGUUCUGUAAAAGUCAUCAUUUAUACCCCACUAUAUUUACACAAGCAAAAAAAAAAUUUGCAUCAAAUCUAGAUGAAUAUAAUGUAGAUAUUUUUCCAAGUGUUUUGUAGGAGAGUUUGGCUUUACGGUAAUAAACAUGAAGCCACCUUCAGCUUGUUAAGAAUGGCUAAGAAUUCGACUUUUUCCCACCAGGCUCUUCAUAAUGUGGGCGUUUCUGGACAACACUUUCCUGCUCAGAGUUGAGGAGGUUUGAGGCAGGACGCUCUGCCUUUUUCUUAUUUUUUAAAGUAUUAAUUUUCAUGUUUCAUUUGUCUGGCAGUUAGGCUUUACUGUCCCUACUCAGACACAGAGGUGGAUUAUGGAUGACAGAGGGAGGGUGGCAUCAAACUUGGGCCACACUAUGUUUGCAAAUACUAUUUUUCUGACUUUGUUUUGAACUUCAUGGAGGAACAGAUGCUCACGAUUUAUCACAUUGUGCCAAGUGAAAUGUCAGAUCAAGUCAAUUUUAUUUAUUGACCCCCAAAGGUUUUGUCUAGGGGUCUCUUCACAGCCAGCAUCGACCAAAGAACAAUUAGAGCAAUCAAUAACCCUUUAAAUCUACAGUAUCACAGUGUCUGAAUCUGUUCUCCACUAAAGUUUGCAUAUUUUAUUGGGUCUCCUAAGUUGUAAGUUCACUAUUUUUUUAAUCGAAGUGCAAAACAGAAUCACAAGAACAAUCCUUUAAGGCUUCUGUAGCAGUUCAGCCGGUGUAAAGCAUGAAUGCCAACAUCACAGAGUGUCCUUUUACCUCUCUGUGUGAUUCAGAUAAAGUGGUCGAUACAUUUGGAAACUUAUUAAGUAGCCUGCGACACAAAGACAAAAGGUCCACAUCUGCAUUUAAAACUCCCUGCUUCAUUUUAGUCUUUGCACGUUGGAGCGAUUCACCAAACUGAGCGAGACAACACCAGAACAUUUCCAGACAUCUGUUACUCCAAGCAGCUUAAAACAAACACCCAAAGUGAUUCUUAAAUCCUCUCUGCCCCACGUCUGCUGCCCGAAUGCUUUUGUUCUGUGCCAAUGCAAAAAGUACCAUAUGUAUUUUAUUUUUUAUUUUUUAUUGAUGCAAUAUUAAGUUGCCCUGGAAACUGGAGUGAGAGGGGGCGGGCCGAGACGGGAGGUGUGUGUGUUUUUAAUACCUGUUAAAAAAAAAAGUGUGCUAGAAUGGAUUUUCAGGACAUUUUUGAAUAUUAGCAACAACAGUGUUAGUCUUUGUUUUCUGUAAAUUCCUGUAGAAAAUAAAAACUCCUAGGCAAUAAUAACUCCUCUGUGUGUGUGUGUGUGUGUGUGUGUGUGUGUGUGUGUGUGUGUGUGUGUGUGUGUGUGUGUGUGUGUGUGUGUGUGUGUGUGUGUGUGUGUGUGUGUGGAGAGCACCUAAAUACUGUGUGUGUUCAGAGUUCUUCACAGACGAGCUGAUCAGGUGUUGAGAUGCUUUCGGUUUGAUUUGCAGCUCUGCAUCCCGAAUGAUCAGGUGACAGGAAGAGCGUGUGCUCACAUCCAACAUCCACUAAAUCUGAUUAAAUCCUGUAAAAUGAGACUCAAUUAGAGAAUAAAUGUGCAACUCUUGAGUUAA